AGUGUGGUUGGUUCUGACUGAGAGAUGCCAUUAAUUCGGUAUUAUCAGGUGGUGCUCUCUUGCUUAUAUCAUAGAUAGCUCCUAAAAAAAACCCACUCUUAUUCAAAGCCAGCCUAAAUAUAGAAAAUAAAUACCAAAAAAAAAAAAAAAAAUUUCAGCAGAUGAUUUUCUCUCCUGCUCAAACAUGGACUUCGAAACCCUAACGAUCAGAGCUCAACUCUCCAUGUACCGCCGCAGGGGACUGUUUCACCGAGUCAGAGUAUUUCAAAUUAUAGUGGUUCUGUUAUAUACCCUUUUUAGCUUAGCUACAUGUGGACCAAGCUCCAUGAAUGGGGUGCUCAAGUCGGUGGAUCAUGAUGCAUGUGAGUCAUAUAGAGAUGGAAAUGAUGUUGGGUUUUUGGAUAUUGGUGUUGGUGAUACUAGUUCCGGAUAUGGGAAUCCGGGGACCCACUUAAAUGCUGGGACUGUUUGUGCCAAUUCCCAAUCUUUUUGCUUCCCUUCAACAUUACCGGGUUUUUCUUCUAAAGAACAUGAACACAAAGCUGGUGAUGCUUCGAAAGAAUCUACUAAGGAUAGCGGGUGGGCGGGUAAUAAGAGCUGGUCAUCGGACCAUGGUGUGUUUAAGUUAUUGAAAGGAGGGAUUGUUUCUUGUUCUUUAAACUCCAGAGAGGGUGUUAAUGAGUUAUCAUCCAUUCAAGCUGAUAGUCCUAAUCAAAAUUAUAUUUCUUCCUGUAGAAGAUCUUUACUUAAUCAGAAGGGCACGAGAUUUAGGCCAGAAAAGAAAUCUGAGAUGACCACCAAAGCAGGUUCUUUUGAUGGUUCUUCCUCUCCCAAUGUAGAAAUUAACCCUAGUGUACUGGAUUGGGGACAAAAGCAUUUAUAUCUUCCUUCAUUAGCUUUCUUGACCGUGGCAAAUACGUGCAAUGACAGCAUUUUACAUGUCUAUGAACCAUUCAGUACGGACUUUCAGUUCUAUCCAUGCAAUUUUAGUGAGACUUUGCUAGGACCUGGUGAAGUAGCUUCAAUCUGUUUUGUGUACUUACCUAGAUGGUUGGGCUUGUCCUCUGCUCAUUUGAUUUUGCAGACAAGCUCUGGUGGUUUCUUAGUCCAAGCUAAGGGCUUUGCUAUUGAGUCACCUUAUGAAAUUCAGCCUAUAAUAGGCCUGGAUGUUUCUUCUGGUGGAGGGUGGAGCAAGAAUUUGUCUUUGUUCAAUCCCUUUGAUGAAACCCUUCAUGUGGAGGAAGUAACUGCGUGGAUUUCAGUUUCUCUAGGGCAUUCUUCCCAUUAUACUGAAGUGCUUUGUAGCAUGGAAAAUUCGCAGGGCUCUGAUGACCUUGGUUUGCCAAUUGAAAAGGAUCAGUUGGUUGUGAAAAGUGAUGAAGUUGGUUUGCCUCUUUUGGCAAUGAGGCCUCAUGGAAAGUGGGAGAUUGAUCCUCGUAGCACUGAGACAGUCUUAGAGAUAGACUUCUCGACCGAUUCUGAGGGGAGAAUUUUUGGUGGAUUUUGUAUGCAGUUGCUAAGGUCUUCACUAGACAAGUCUGAUACAAUUAUGGUUCCUCUUGAAGCUGAAUUAGAUCGGAAAGCUGCCUACACUGAUCUUUCAGUAUCUGUGUCAGCAUUUCUUCAGCCUCUAUUGUCAUGUGAUGCCAGUGAAACUACUGGUGUUGCUAUGUCUCUGAGAAAUGGUGCGUCUUACUUGUUGAAUUUUGUUGAGAUUAGUGAAGUUUCAGACACUAAACUUUUCCACAUCAAAUACGAGGCAGGCUUACUACUUUUCCCGGGAACCAUCACACAAGUUGCUUUGAUUACUUGUACUGACCUUCUUGUUGAAUUGCGUGAUUCUUCCCCUGAAAUCUCCAAUAUAUACGGGAACUGUAAAUUACUCAUACUGACAAAUGACUCAAGUAGUCCUCAGAUUGAAAUUCCUUGCCAGGACAUAACCCAUUUCUGUUUAAGACAUCAGUUGAAUUCUUCUGUUGGAUAUGAGUAUCAGUCUGAAAAGGCCGAAUCUGGAAAUACGAGGACAGGGUCCUUGGGCAGUGGGAUGCAUUCGCCAUCAGAUAUCAAGGCACUGGACGCAGCCGAAGCUGAUGAAUUGGUUCUAGGGAACUGGAAAUCUCAAGCUACUAUAAGUGGUAUGUCUGUUCUUGAUGAUCAAGAGAUAUUCUUCCCUAUGGUCCAGGUUGGAAGUCAUCACUCUAAGUGGAUCACUGCAAAAAAUCCCAGCCAGCAGCCAGUUGUAAUGCAGCUUAUCCUUAACUCAGGAGAGAUUAUUGAUGAAUGCAGGGGCCCAGAUGGUUUCACACAGCCACCAUCAGGUAGUUUGGUUCAUAAUGAGUUGACUUCUCCAGCAAAAUAUGGAUUCUCAAUGGCAGAGAGUGCGCUAACUGAGGCUUAUGUUCAUCCUUAUGGUAGAGCAUUGUUUGGGCCAAUUUUCUUCCAACCUUCAAAUCGAUGUGGGUGGAGCAGCUCAGCUCUGAUAAGGAAUAAUCUUUCAGGUGUGGAGUGGCUAUCUUUGAGGGGAUUUGGAGGGUCACUUUCCUUGGUCUUGCUGGAGGGGUCUCAGCCUGUUCAGAGUGUAGAGUUUAACCUCAACUUGUCAAUUCCUCUGAAUAUCUCCCCCCCAGACAUUUUAGUUCAGAUGGAAGAUACAAUUAAUGCCUGUUCACAGCCAUUCUCGAAAGAGCUUUAUGCCAAGAACACUGGAGACCUGCCGUUGGAGGUGAGAAAAAUUGAAGUUUCUGGAACAGAGUGUGGGAUGGAUGGAUUUAUGGUACAUACUUGUAAAGGUUUUUCUCUUGAACCUGGGGAAUCAACAAAGCUUCUGAUAUCAUACCAGUCUGAUUUAUCUGCAGCCAUGGUACAUAGAGAUCUUGAACUGGGCUUGGCUACUGGUAUUCUUGUGAUUCCCAUGAAGGCACGUCUUCCCCUGCACAUGCUCAAUAUCUGUAAUCAAUCAGUUUUCUGGAUGAGAGUGAAGAAAGCCUCUGUAGCAGUCCUCGUUGUUGUUUCCUUGAUGUUACUGGUGUUCUGUUGCCUAUUUUCCCAGGUGAUAAUAACCUAUGGUUCGCAGGAUUAUUUAUGCAAGAGCGAGAAGGGUUCCAUUGCUACUAAUUUAAGGAAGGCAGGGAAAACUGCUCGUGUGCAUUGUAACCAGAGAAAUGGUGACUUGUCUGUGUCCAAUGAGAUAGAUAGUCUGUUAACGUCUAUUGAGGAAGACAAAAACUCAUUGCAGGCAUCUGUUGGUAGAUUUCCGGUUGGCCAGGGUGGGAUCCCAGAACAGGGAAUGACUGCUCAACAUGUGAGACCAACUCUGGAAAAUGGUAAACAAACAAAUGAUUCCCUAGACACUCAAAAGGAAAGGACAUUUCCAACCUCUUUGCUGUCACAGUCUGUAGAAGUUGAGAAUUCUGAUAUGAUAGAAGAAUCCCAACAUGGUAAGCUUACAGUCAAAACUGGAAAAGAUAAGGGAAGAAGGCGAAAGAAGCGAAAGGGUGCUCUUUCCAAAUUAACAGGAUUAUUUGAAGUGUCUAGUAGUCAGAGUGGAAAUUCCACACCUUCAUCUCCCUUGUCUCCAGUCACAUCUGUAACACCUAAACGUACACGGCCGCUGUCUCCUGAUAUGGAACAAACUAGUGAGGCUAGGUAUCCAUGUAGUCAAGUAGCAGACCGACUGUGUCUGAAGAAUCGAGUUCCUAGAUCUGCUACUGAGGUAAACAUGUUGGAGCCCAAGGUUCCUGCAAAGCAAAGCAGUAACAACUUGUUCUUUUCUACUCAAGAGCAACCUUCAGCAUCCAGAAAACCUACUAGUAAGCCUGUACUGUUGCCUUCUGCUACUUUUCCUUGUCAUGGUAGGGCUGCCCCUGAUGUGUUAUACUCCUCCCCUUUUCUGGCUUCAACCUCUAAAAUUGCUCCACAUGCUCGAGCUCCUGGGUCCAAACUCUACAACCGGCAAACAGAGGAAAAGGCAAGGCUUGGGGAUAAAUAUACGUAUGAUAUCUGGGGUGAUCAUUUUUCUGGACUUCAUUUAAUGGGUCGGUCAAAGGAUGUUACUUUCAUGAUCUCCAGUCCUACUAAAAAUGACUCUGAAAGCUUCUUUGUAAGGGGUCCUCAAGCCCUUGUGACCAAGUCUCAAUCAAAAUCUGUAGGUUUUGAAAAAGAAGGUUAGAUAAAUUACUAAAUAAUCAUUAAAAUAUUUGCAGUUGCAAAUCUCCCUA
Messenger RNA from Quercus robur (English oak), 4217 nucleotides. RefSeq lists its product as uncharacterized. Lineage: Eukaryota; Viridiplantae; Streptophyta; Magnoliopsida; Fagales; Fagaceae. The record is from RefSeq and is a predicted model, not a curated record. Gene Ontology annotation, cellular component: membrane. Bases 185 to 4168 code for a protein of 1327 amino acids. The transcript has 3 exons.